GAGGGGAGGAAGAGUUCCUGAUGCUGUGGGAAUGCGAGCUGUGCUCUGUAAACAGCUGGUGACUCACUGCAUAACUAUGGCACCAAGUGCCUGCGCGGCGUGCAGGGAGGGGGCUGCCGGCCGCUUCCUUUACGCACUGGCAGCGCUCGGCUCCCCUCGGCCGUCCGAGCUUUUCCUUCCUCCUCCGUGCCUGCCUGGACAUGGGGGUGGGCGGCGGAGGGGAAGGGAUGAGGAGGAGGAGGACGGGCGGAGGGCAGCGCUGAGGUGUGAAGGCAAAGCCUGGUGCAGUUGCAAUUUCUGAGCGGUUUUGUCCAGAAGACUGUGCUCAGGUUAUGACGACUAAUCCCAAACCGAACAAGGCAUUAAAGGUAAAGGAGGAGUCGGGAGAGAAUGCCCCAGUGCUGAGCGAUGAUGAACUCGUGUCAAUGUCCGUACGGGAGCUGAACCAGCACCUGCGGGGUCUCACCAAAGAGGAGGUCAUCCGUCUGAAGCAGCGGAGGCGCACGCUGAAGAACCGGGGCUACGCCGCCAGCUGCCGCAUCAAGCGCGUGACUCAGAAAGAGGAGCUGGAGAGGCAGCGGGUUGAGCUGCAGCAAGAGGUGGAGAAGCUGGCCAGAGAAAACAGCAGCAUGAAGCUAGAGCUGGACGCCUUGCGCUCCAAGUACGAAGCACUCCAGACCUUUGCUCGUACUGUGGCGCGAGGGCCUAUCACCCCGACCAAAGUUGCCACCACCAGUGUCAUCACCAUCGUGAAAUCAGCUGAAAUCUCAUCCAGUUCCGUGCCGUUCUCAGCAGCGUCCUAGUGCCCUCGGUGGGGGAACUAGCGGCCUUUCAGAGGGGGGGGAGGAGGCUCUUAUGCAUUGUUCCGGAGUUCUUGGUCACGUCAAGAAUUGGCAUCUUAACAACUCUCUUCCAAAAGUGCAAAAAAAAAAAAAAAAUUGAAAGAAAAAAAAAAUUAAAUAAAUAAAGUAAGUAAGGAAGAAAAUAGAAAAGAAAAAAUACCUACAAAGGGAACUUAACUGGCUGCUUCUCUCUGGACUCGGUGGCUCCAUCAACCCCUCGUGUCCAGGAUUUGAGCUCUGUCUGCAGUACAAGUUGCAAGAUCUACUUCCUUGUCCCUGCCUCCUUGAGCCCCUCGCAGCCGUGAGCAGCGUUCCAGCUGGGAGAAGAUACCUGAGGAGCCUCCAGAGCCUUCGUGAAUGAUGCUCAAGAGCCAGGAAACAGAUGGACCGUAGAAAUCAUCGUGUGAGAUGAAUGUAUGGAAAAGAGUUUCCUUUAGUGGCAUCCUACUCCUUGUCAGAAGGGUCUCCCCUUUCCUCCCCACUUCCAUCUGCUGUUCCGAGGGCAGGGAAACAGGCAUUUUGGUUUGAAUCUCAUCCUGCUGCGAGUGGAUGGGAGGGGGAGGAUGACGGAGAUUAACGCUUGGGUCUGACCACACCCACUAGGAAUAACCUUUUGUUUUCAAUCCAUGCUGUUAAAAUAUGGAAAAAUAUAUAUUUUACAUAUUUUAAUACGCCUCACGACCUGUGUGGCCUGUGAAAAACUA
Messenger RNA from Lagopus muta (rock ptarmigan), 1546 nucleotides. It is a transcript of the gene MAFK, whose product is annotated as MAF bZIP transcription factor K. Bases 333 to 803 code for a protein of 156 amino acids. Lineage: Eukaryota; Metazoa; Chordata; Aves; Galliformes; Phasianidae. Gene Ontology annotation, cellular component: nucleus. The transcript is spliced from 3 exons. The record is from RefSeq and is a predicted model, not a curated record. Gene Ontology annotation, molecular function: RNA polymerase II cis-regulatory region sequence-specific DNA binding; DNA-binding transcription factor activity, RNA polymerase II-specific. Gene Ontology annotation, biological process: regulation of transcription by RNA polymerase II.